CCAUAAUAUCGUCCAUACUGUCCUUUACGGGCACUCUUAGAAAUGACGAGGAAUGUGAUGAUGUAAUAUGUGUGCGACUGAAGUCAGCCUGUAGUCCAUUCUCUUGCUUCUCCGUCAGGAUGGGGACCCAGGUUAAAGACGUGGUCAUUAAACCUGAUGCGCCAUACACUCUCCUCCUAGACAAGCAUGCAGACUAUAUUGCAGCCUAUGGCUCCAAGAAGGAUGACUAUGAGUACACGCUGUCCGAAUACUUGAGAAUGAGUGGCAUCUACUGGGGUCUGACAGUAAUGGACCUGAUGGGUCAGCUGUCUCGAAUGAACCGCCAGGAGAUCAUAGAGUUCACCAAGUCCUGCCAGCAUGACUGUGGAGGCAUCAGCGCCAGCAUUGGCCAUGACCCUCAUCUCCUCUACACCCUCAGUGCUGUACAGACCCUUUCCUUGUAUGACAGCAUUAAUGUCAUUGAUGUAGAUAAAGUGGUCGACUAUGUUAAAGGACUGCAGCAGGAGGAUGGCUCAUUCGCAGGAGACAAAUGGGGAGAAAUAGAUACACGGUUUUCCUUUUGUGCGGUUGCGACAUUGGCACUACUGGGCCAGUUGGAUGUGAUCAACAUGGACAAGGCUGUUGAGUUUGUGCUGUCCUGUAUGAACUUUGAUGGUGGGUUUGGUUGUAAGCCUGGUUCAGAGUCCCAUGCUGGUCAGAUUUAUUGCUGUACAGGUUUCUUGUCGAUCACUGGGCAGCUUCAUCAAGUAAAUGCAGAUCUGUUGGGUUGGUGGCUCUGUGAAAGACAGUUACCAUCAGGAGGCUUGAAUGGGAGACCAGAGAAGCUGCCUGAUGUCUGCUAUUCCUGGUGGGUUCUUGCCUCUUUGAAGAUCAUUGGCAGAAUCCACUGGAUUGACAAAGCAAAACUGCGCAAUUUUAUUCUUGCUUGCCAGGAUGAAGAGACUGGAGGCUUCGCUGAUAGGCCUGGAGACAUGGACUUGCCAUUCUUUAUACAGAGCUUAUCAGUCUCUGCAGUGCAUCCUUGCCAGUGUUCUAUAUUUCCAUCCAGGUGGAUCCUUUCCACACUCUGUUUGGUGUGGCGGGUCUGUCUUUGCUGGGAGAUGAGCAGAUCAAACCAGUGAACCCUGUGUUUUGCAUGCCUGAAGAUGUGCUUCAGAGGAUUGGCCUCCAACCAGACUUGCUGAGCUGAGUUUCAAUUUUCAGCAUGGCCAUUUUCCUCUUCUCCUACCCCUGCACAGCCAGCCAUUUCGAAACGGGCAAACCGUGGAAAGCUGUCAUCUUCAACUAACGAUUGGCACACCGUUUAGAGGGACCAAGGACUUUAGAAAGACCCUUAACAUUGUGUGCUUUUU
Molecule: messenger RNA, 1352 nt
Organism: Sinocyclocheilus grahami
Lineage: Eukaryota; Metazoa; Chordata; Actinopteri; Cypriniformes; Cyprinidae
Product: geranylgeranyl transferase type-2 subunit beta-like
Exons: 9
Coding region: 120-1121 (333 amino acids)
Biological process (GO): protein geranylgeranylation
Cellular component (GO): Rab-protein geranylgeranyltransferase complex
Molecular function (GO): Rab geranylgeranyltransferase activity
Source: RefSeq, a predicted model, not a curated record